CCUGCGCGUGCGGAGCCCUGCGGCGUCUUCCGGGCCGAGGCGGGGCCGGCCGGGCGGGGAGGCGGAGGGAGCGGAAAGGUGACUCGGCAGGGCGGGGUCGGCGAGCUCGACGCUCCGAGGACCGUGCUCAGUGUGGGGACGAUGCUGCGGCCGGCGGCACGCGGCGCCUGGAACCUGAACCAGAGGCGGGACAUCUUCUCCUGGCUAGCCCGGUGGUUCCCCAAAACCCCAGCCAAGCCCGUGGUGGCCCUGAAAACACCCAUCAAGGUGGAGCUGGUAGCUGGGAAAACCUACAGGUGGUGUGUGUGUGGCCACAGCAAGAAACAGCCCUUCUGCGAUGGCUCCCACUUCUUCCAACGCACCGGGCUAUCCCCACUCAAGUUCAAGGCCCAGGAGACCCGCACUGUGGCACUCUGUACCUGCAAAGCCACCCAGAAGCCCCCGUACUGCGAUGGCACCCACAGGAGUGAGCGGGUGCAGAAGGCAGAAGUGGGCUCCCCACUGUGAGAGGGUGGCCUUGGCCCCAGGCCUGAUGGGAACCCCUUUGUGGGAAGGAAGCCAAGUGCUGAGUCCAAGAAGGGAUCAUCCAAAGACCCCAGGACCCACAGCUGGCUCGUGAAGGAAUCGUUCCUCAUAAGCUGAGGACCCUAGUCUGGGGCAGCCGGGAGUGGGCCCCUGGUUCAGUGCCUGCUGGUGGUGAAGAUGGCAUUAAAUAAGCAUGCCCACCCAGA
This is a messenger RNA of Lemur catta (Ring-tailed lemur), 731 nucleotides long. It is a transcript of the gene CISD3, whose product is annotated as CDGSH iron sulfur domain 3. NCBI's taxonomy places the organism in Eukaryota, Metazoa, Chordata, Mammalia, Primates, Lemuridae. The coding region runs from base 142 to 507 and encodes 121 amino acids. Gene Ontology annotation, cellular component: intracellular membrane-bounded organelle. The transcript has 4 exons. The record is from RefSeq and is a predicted model, not a curated record. Gene Ontology annotation, molecular function: 2 iron, 2 sulfur cluster binding.